UCUUGGUAAAAUAAUAAAAGUAAGCAAUGUGGUUGACCCUUCUAUACUAGGUGGCUUCGUAGUUAGGUAUGGUUUUAAUUUGAUCGAUGCUUCGCUAAAAAGUUACUUGGAUAGGUUAGUUGACUUAAGUAAAAUGGAAAUAUUAAAAGUAAGGAAUUUUGUAUGAAGAACAGUAUGAAUGUUUCUGAGAUAGCAAGUAUAAUAAGAGAAAAGGUUGAGACGUUUGAUAAUCCUAUAAAGCGGGAAAAUAUAGGUGAAGUAAUUUCAGUAACAGAUGGUAUCGCAUUGGUUUAUGGGCUGGAAAAAGCAAAAUUCGGUGAAAAGGUAUUUUUUGCAAGUGGUGUAGAAGGAAUAGUUCUCGAUUUAGAUCAUGAUACGGCUGGAAUAGUUGUGCUUGGUAAUGACCGUGAUGUGAAAGAAGGGGACGUUGUAAAAUGUAGUGGUGAUGUUGUGCAGGUGCCUGUAGGACAUGAAUUGUUAGGGAGAGUUGUAAAUGCGUUGGGCCAUCCUAUGGACGACGGUGGGGAAAUUAGAGCCAAAAACAGAAUGGAUAUAGAAUCUAAAGCGCCAGGCAUUAUUGAUCGUAAGUCUGUGCAUGAGCCACUGCAAACAGGAAUUAAAAUUAUAGAUUUGCUAAUUCCAAUAGGUAGAGGGCAGCGUGAAUUAAUUAUUGGUGAUAGACAAAUUGGUAAAACUACUAUUGCGCUUGAUACUAUUAUCAAUCAGAAGAAGAUUAACGAUGAGGUAAACGAAAAUCAAAAAGUUUACUGUGUUUAUGUUGCUAUUGGGCAAAAAAUUUCAACAGUAGCAAAAGUGGUAAAUAAGCUGAAAGAAAGUGGAGCAUUAGAGUAUACAACUGUAGUUGUGGCUAGUGCAUCUGACUGCGCGCCUAUGCAAUUUUUAGCACCUUAUGCUGGUUGUACUAUUGGGGAAUUUUUCCGUGACAAUGGAAUGCAUUGUUUGAUUAUAUAUGAUGAUUUAUCUAAGCAUGCUGUGGCAUAUAGGCAGAUGUCUUUAUUGCUCAGACGUCCUCCUGGUCGUGAAGCUUACCCUGGAGAUAUAUUCUAUGUACAUUCUCGCUUGCUUGAAAGAGCUGCUAAAAUGUCUGAUAAAAAAGGGCAGGGUUCUUUAACUGCUUUGCCAAUUGUCGAAACUCAAGCUGGUGAUGUAUCUGCAUAUGUGCCAACAAAUGUUAUUUCAAUUACCGAUGGGCAGAUCUUUCUUGAGUCUGAAUUAUUUUAUAAAGGAUUUCGACCUGCAGUAAAUAUAGGUUUGUCAGUUUCACGGGUUGGUUCUGCUGCACAACUAAAGUCUGUGAAGAAAGUUGCUGGUUCUAUAAAGCUAAGCUUAGCUCAGUAUAGAGAAUUAGAAGAUUUUGCAAAAUUUGGUUCUGAUCUUGAUGCUAGUGUUCAAUUAUCCUUGAAUAAGGGUAAAUAUCUUGUCGAGUUAUUAAAGCAGAAACAACAUUUACCUAUGUCAAUAGAAGAGCAAGUAGUGCUGAUGUAUAUUUUUUCUAACCUAUAUAAUCAGUUAAGUAAAAUACAAAUAAGUUACAUUAAUAAAUUUGAACAUGAUCUUAUUAAUUAUUUUCAUACUGUACACCCUGGGGUUUUAAAAAAGUUGUCAAAUGACAUGAGUGAUGAUAUAAAAGGUGAUAUUUUUAACAUUGUGAGUAAUUUCGUUACUCAAUUUAAUUGCGUUUAGGUGGUGAUUAUGGCUUCAUCCAUUAUUAAUAAAUUUCCUAUGACGAGGGAAGGUUUUGAGAAUAUGCAAGCCGAACUUGAAAAAUUAAAGGAAGAAAAACCUUCUGUGAUACAGGCUAUUUCUGAUGCUCGUGAUCAAGGUGAUUUGUCUGAAAACGCAGAGUAUCAUGCAGCACGGGAAAGGUUAGGUUUUAUUGAAGGCCGUAUAAUGGAGAUAGAAAGUAAGCUCUCACAUGCGGAAGUAAUAGAAGUAAAAAAUUUGUCUGGUGAUUCAGUAAUGUUUGGUGCAACUGUGACAUUAAGCAUGUUAAGUGAUAAUAACGGUGAAGUGGAAUAUGUUUAUAAGGUUGUAGGCGAAUAUGAAGCUGAUGUUUCAAAGCAGUUAAUAUCUACUAGUUCACCACUUGGGAGUGCCUUAAUCGGCAAAAAAGUCGGUGAAUAUGUGGAAGUGACAGUGCCAAAUGGAGAGAAAUUGUAUAAAAUAGUUAAGAUUGAAUUUAAGUAAAUUAUUAUGGUACAGGCCACUUAUGCUUCAAUGAGUCUACCAGGUAUUUCUUCUGUGGAAGAUGUAUUAGAGGAUGCUCGUUCCGGUAAAUUAUUCAUUUUAGUUGAUGAUGAAAAUAGAGAAAAUGAAGGCGAUUUGAUUGUCUUAGCUGAGAAAAUAAAGCCGGAACAUAUGGCUUUUAUGGUUAGGUACGGUACAGGGGUUGUUUGCUUAGCAAUGACUAAAUUUCACAUGAAAAGGUUGGGCCUUAAUUUCAUGGAAAAGAAAAAUAUUGGUGAAAAUCAUACCGCAUUUACUACAUCAAUUGAUGCACGUUAUGGCAUUACAACCGGUGUUUCAGCAGAGGAUAGAACGAAAACUAUACAUGCUGCUAUCAACAAGGAUGGUACUCAGGAUGACAUCAUAACUCCAGGUCAUGUUUUUCCUGUAAUUGCACAUAAAGGUGGGGUGGCACAACGUGCUGGUCAUACUGAAGCGAGUGUUGAAAUGGCGAAGUUAGUAGGGUUUGAUCAUUCAGCAGUUAUUUGUGAAUUAGUGAAUGAUGAUGGCUCUAUGAUGCGCUUACCUCAGUUACUUAAAUUUGCUGAACAACAUAAAAUUAAGUUAACUACCAUCGACAAACUUAUCAGUUACGUUAAAAAUUUAAACUAGCGUUUAUAAAUUUGUAUAAUUUAAGUGUUAAAAUAUAGAAUUUCUAUAAAUUAU
This is a messenger RNA of Drosophila ananassae, 2913 nucleotides long. RefSeq names its product ATP synthase subunit alpha. Gene Ontology annotation, biological process: proton motive force-driven ATP synthesis; proton transmembrane transport. Bases 163 to 1704 code for a protein of 513 amino acids. The record is from RefSeq and is a predicted model, not a curated record. The transcript has a single exon. Lineage: Eukaryota; Metazoa; Arthropoda; Insecta; Diptera; Drosophilidae. Gene Ontology annotation, molecular function: ATP binding; ADP binding; proton-transporting ATP synthase activity, rotational mechanism.